CAAUUAGACUUAAACAGAGUUUACCAGCUGGACAUUUAGUAUAGGGGGAAAAGUAUGCGUGUGUGUGUGUGUGUGGAGGUGUGUGUGUGUAUGCGAGAGAGAGCAAGAAAGAGAGAGAGGAAAGGGGGAGGAGAUACAAAAGGGAGGAACAGAGUGGAGAGGAAAGGAGAGAGACAUAGUAAGGAGGUUUAGGAACAAGAGGGAGUUGUUGCGGGUAAUACAGUACAGACAGACAAACACAACUCAUUUUCCUCCUGCAGCUUCCAGCCGCAGUGCCAGCCCGUGUAAAACAACCAGGAGUGGAAGUGCAGGCGACAGAGAAAGGGAGUUGCCUCCUAGCAGAGGUCAGGCAGGCAGGCAGAGGGGAAGCCGGUGGAUGUUUUUAAGAGUUUGCUUAUCUGACACUGACAACAGGAUGAGAAGCUGAGCAAGGGAGCAGAGAGGGGAGAAAAACAUGGAGCGCGCACCGUUACCUACAGUCCAUUUACAUAGGAGGCUUAGGGGAGACAUGCGGCUCUGAGAGAGGCACAAAAAAAAAGAGAAAGAGGUAAACUUUGUCCACUCUGCCCAAAGGAGCGGGAGCGAGAGCCGAGGGAUCGUAACACUGGAGCUCAAGGAUAAACCAUGGACUCUGCAUACAUCCCACCACACCUGGACGUCCACCAUGUUCCCUGCUAACCUCCUGCUCCUCAUGGUCUUGCUGCUACCUCAAGUCUCGUCUGGUCGCCAGGGUGGAGACACCAGCGAGAUCGAUCAUGGCAGGGUGUCCCCCACACCUUCCCCCUUGUCACCCCUGUCAUCCCUCCUGGAUCCCAGUCUGGCUCAGACCAUCCAGACUCUCCUCUUGAACCGGCUGGGCCUGCAGUCUCAGCCUGAACCACAGUCUGGUGUGUCGGUGCCGCGGUACCUCCUCGACCUUUACCGCUUCCACCGGCAGGAGUACCAUCUAGUGGAGGACCCUUCGUUUAGUUUCCCCAGCCAGCACAUCCAGCAGGCCAACACUGUACGCAGCUUCCACCACAACGAUCCCCUUGGAGACAGUGGCUUUGGAGAGGAUAACACAAGAGUGCACAUCUCCUUCAAUAUCUCCUCCAUCCCUCAGGAUGAGAGGGUGCUCUCUGCUGAGCUCCGGCUCCUCCGCAGCGACCGAGCUACUCUGGGCCCCGGGCCUCACAGACUAAACUUAUACCUCUCUGAGCACCAUGGGGACCCUGAGCCCACCCUGCUGGAGACAAGGUUACUCAAAAAUGGCGUCCACAGUCAUAAACCUAGUGGUUUCUGGGAAGCUUUUAGCCUAAGUGCAGAUCUCUUCCACAAGGCCCAGGCUCAAACCGGCAGCCUGGGCUUCCUCCUGGAGGUCAAACCUGAAAACAGCACCACCUCACUUCCUGACCAGAGCUUCUCCCCUGCAGCAGGCGAGAAGGAAGCAGAGAAACAAAAACAGGGACACUUGAGGGUAUGCAGGUCUGUGGGGCAGGAUGAUCACAGCUGGGCUCAGGAGAGACCCCUCUUGGUGACUUAUAGUCAUGAUGGUCGCGGGGAGCCUCUAGUCAAACACGGAAGGAGAACCCCUGGUAAUGGCCAGAGGAUGAAAGUUAGAAACGGGACAAAAGUGAGAGGCAGGAAAAGCAAGAAAAGGGGGUAUACCAUGCCCGGCUUGGGCAGCAGUAAAGGAGGAGCCAGCUGGAGUGAACCCGGAAGGGUGAAAAGAAAUGGAGGCCGCGCUGCAAAACUGAAACGCCUCUCUCGCAACAGAUGCCGCCGCCAUCCCCUAUACGUAGAUUUCAACGACGUGGGCUGGCACAAGUGGAUCAUCGCGCCCAGCGGCUACGACGCCUUCUUCUGCCUGGGAGAGUGCCGCUUUCCUUUGGCCGACCACAUGAACUCCUCUAGUCACGCCAUGGUGCAAACUCUGGUAAACUCUGUGAAUACUGCCGUGCCCCGGGCCUGCUGCGUCCCCACCUCCCUCAGCCCCAUCGCCCUGCUCUACCUGGACCACGAAGACCGAGUGGUCCUGAAGAACUAUCAGGACAUGGUGGUGGAAGGCUGCGGCUGCCGGUAGUGGGCCGCAGAACUCAAGCCCAGAGACACUCACAUGGACAGAGGGAGCAUCGUGGGAAUAGGGAAAAGAGCAGAAGCAUGAAAAGACAGAUGAUGGGAAAGAGAGACGGUAGAAGCCAGCUAACUGCAAGCAGACUGAUAGAGACAAAUGUAGCAGCAAAAGAAGGAUGAGUGGAGGGAAGGGAGAUAAGGGAAUGGAUAUAGCAGCUAAAUCAUCAUUAUUAAGAGCAAGAAAAGAGGUCAGACGCAGAAAGUGAAGGAACAGAGUGAAAGAAACAAACAGCCUCUGCCACUCACCAAGAUAAAUGAUUAGAUAGAUUAUAAUUGUCCUACUUUGCAAAAGACGCAGCUGUGUACAUCAUCAACCUGACGGGCUGCUUGUUCCCUCAUGAGGACCCAGCGCUUCAACGUUGGAAGGUCUGCAUCCGCGUUCGCCACUCAUCUACCUAGCUCUGACAAAGUUGUCCUGCAGGCCCAUGUGCUUAGCUUUUGCGGAAGGCAGCUGAAAUGGUAAACGCUCAGUCACGGACAUAUAUUUAAAGUUUUGGAGCAGAGUUUACGCAAUUCUGUACCUUUCUGACGGAUGAUUGACAGCGUUAGCAAUACGACAAUGGCACCAGCAUGGUAUCUAAAGUUUGCGUGAGCGCUUUGUUUCUGCAGUAUUUGAAUCUGUUUUUAUGGAAGCUAAUAUAAUGACAGACUGUCCCUUACGAGCACCCGUACAUCACAAGCUAUUUAAAAACCACGACAAUAAUGCUGAGGAACUAUUAUGCUAUUAUUUGAAUGUACUACUAUCACUAUUAUUUAAAAAAAAAAAAAUAGAGAGAGACUUUUUUUUUUGUAAAUUUCUUUUGCAGACGUGAAGAAAAUCCAAGUGAUGGUUGUCUUGUGAUUAUACAUAGUUCCGCUGAAUGACGAUUCUAACUUAAAGACACAUUAUGUAUUUAAAUAGCAGCAAUAUGGUGUAUUUAAUCUUGAGAAUAUUUAAGAUACCUGCACUCAACAGAGCAUAAAGUGAAAGCCUGCCGUCCACAUGAAGUAAGUUAUGGUAGCUUUACGUCCAUACAAAUGUUCAGUGUAUUGAAUUAACAGCCUGUGUUACUUCUCACCUCGUCAUUGCACACAUUUUGGUGUACAAUAGCAGACAUAAGUGGCGUCGCCUUUAAAAAGCUCAACUAACAAGUCAGUCGAAAGCUCUGUGUAUUGUAGCUACUGAAGUGUGUAACAACAGGUGUCUUUGCUAGUUGUGUCUGCAUGUGUCGAGAAAAAUAAGAGGAAGACAGAUAUUAAAAACUGGGACUUUAGUGCCUUUUAAACAGGGGCUUUAAAAGUGUUCUCUGCUGAGCUUAGUAAUUGUUUUUCAGUGUUGCAUUUUUCUCUCCAAGUGGAAACAUUUAAGCAACAGCUUGUAAAAUGUUUGACAAUAUACCUCUAAUAAACAGAGCAAACAGCACAA
Messenger RNA from Mugil cephalus (flathead mullet), 3517 nucleotides. It is a transcript of the gene bmp16, whose product is annotated as bone morphogenetic protein 16. Gene Ontology annotation, molecular function: cytokine activity; growth factor activity. Gene Ontology annotation, biological process: BMP signaling pathway; SMAD protein signal transduction. The record is from RefSeq and is a predicted model, not a curated record. Bases 665 to 2062 code for a protein of 465 amino acids. The transcript is spliced from 3 exons. Gene Ontology annotation, cellular component: extracellular region. NCBI's taxonomy places the organism in Eukaryota, Metazoa, Chordata, Actinopteri, Mugiliformes, Mugilidae.